AUGAUCAAAGCGCGCAUUCCAGUCUCAAUAAAAAUAUUGUUAAUAAUUGAAGUUCCGCAUAGAAGUUAUGUUAUAACGAUUAUAUUACCUAACGAGUAUUUUGACGAAAUCAUUUCGAAAGAAUGGUAUGAUGAUUUCUUCAAAGUAAUUGCGGAUUAUUCCGAAAGUGGGCUUUACAUAACGGAACGUGAACAAAAAAUUUUAAAAGGCGAUGGUUUUCUUCUGAGCAACACCUGGAACGAAACGGUCAAGAAAUGGUAUUCACUGGGCACCGAUCCACUGUCAAAUGCGCAAGACAGCUUGCCAGGAAUAACAUACACUGAUGUCAGGGAAUUAAUCAUUACAUCUGAUCGAUUAAAAUCUUUAACGCGGCAACAUGGCGCCAGUAAUCCAUUUACACUUCUGCAUGACUAUAUGGUAAAAUUAUUAUCGACCGCCGAAUCUAAUUUUCCAACAGCAUCAGCCGACAGUAGCCAAUCAGCGACCGAUAUAUGUGCUAUUGCUUAUACAUUGAUAUCACCAGCUAAGCCAAACGAAAAUGAUGAAUUCAGUGUUACAGUAAAGAUUUUAAAUAAAGAGAUGAUGCCACUGAUGAAUCUUCGAUUAUCAUUCGAAAUGCUCAAAAAUCGUCCCGAUACGCAGCCUAUUCAGUUUCGAAUAGGACCUUUAGUCUUCAACGGUAUUCAUUCUCUUGAUGGAAGCUCUAUUUUGCUGCCUAAUUCUUCUCUUACUGCAAAAUGGAUCGUUAAAUCGGUUCAGAGCUCACGUCUUACUCGCAUUGCAUAUUAUCAGGCUAUUGUAAUUCUGAAAUUCGAUCAUGGAAGACAACAAAGUAUGCAACGAAUCGAUACACAAAUAGUACCAAUAUAUCCACGUCCGUCGCUAAAACUUUAUUAUUUUUUAACCUCCAGUCUAUACACGACUUUUCAGCGAGGCAAUGAAGUAAAAAGGCCUUUCAAUGCAAUGAUAGCUUUCAUGAAUGCAGGGCUAGUUUUUUUGCAUCAUCUUGGUUUGAUGAAUAUGGAAAUGAAAGUAACUAUAAUAGCAGCUAACAAUUCGAAAAUAGCCUUACCUUAUCAAAUUAAUAGCAUAUCAAAUGGUGGAUCAAACUUUUUGAAUCUUCAUUAUGAAAUUGAGGAAAUUACUUCAGGACAAACAUCGUACAUUUAUUAUAUGUUUGAGAAGAAAAAGAUGGAAAAAAUUCAAGAAUUAAAAUUGAGCAUUUCAAUGGAUGGUGAAAUAUUAACCCUUGAAGAUUCUCGUGCGUUUCUAAUCCAACAAUUCAUUUCAAGUGAAUUUAUGCUUGUUUCGCAGAUUUCUCUUCCACAUUCCCUUUAUCUAUUUAAUAUGGUUUCUUCGACAUUACGCGUUUUAUCACCACUUAAAAUAUCCGAGAAAAGCGAAUCCAAUGGCUCAAGUGAUGGGAAACCUUUUUUUCGACAAGUUGUUGCUUAUUUACCAACAUCACCCAGAAGUAAAGAUGCCUCAUUAUAUGGAAAAGUGAAAUACCCAGAAGGAUUACCAGCUAGCUUCAAAGUGUUGCGUGUGGAUCAAAUAAGUGUUGAUGGAGUUGCGCGACAAAAGCUUGUUGGUAUGGAUAGCAUAUGGAGUAUACGAAAUGCCGAGAAUCACGUACACUUCAUCGAUGAAAAUCCACCAGAAAUAAAGGAUAAUGUUUUUUAUGAAAUCAUAUAUGGAAAUCCUGAGGACUUUUUAUUGCCGUCUUUCGAGUUUCCUGUCUACAAUGUGCCGUUGUUAAACGAAAAUUGGCCGCAAGUUGGUUCAAUUGUCCUAAAACUUUCGGCUUCAUCACCAGCUAAUUCCAAUUUAUCUUAUGGGCUGUAUGCCUUAGGAUUGGCCGCACAACUUUUCGCAAUUAAGCCAAAAACUGGAGAAAUUGUACUUGUGAAAGAGCUUCCGAAAGAUGGUGAAAGUUUUUGUUUAACUGGAUUAGCUACAGAUGAUGAAGGGAGAAAUGAAUCUAUUCUGAUCAUUAUCUCUCCAGAUGACGUUGCCGAAAAUUGUAAAAAAUACGAAAAUCUUGAUCGUCUCAAUCCACUCAUUUAUAAUCACUCACUGUUAAAUGAAGAAGCAUCCAAGAUCCAGAGAAAAUACGACCGAGAUGGCGGAGCUUUCACAAAUGGAAGUCAACGAAUGGGAAAAGAGUUAUUCACCGACAAAAAAAAGAUAGAAAAAACAAAUUUUGGUUACGGACCAAGUAAGGAAAUAACUGCAAUCAAUCGAUCAGGAAUGGUAGAAUCGUUCAAAAAUACGACCAUUUUUUUGAUUGCACCACCAACGUUUACUGGAAUAGAUCUGCAAGAUAAACCAGGUCUCAAUUUUUCAGUUUCUGAUACAACAUUAACAGCUUAUAGUACCAUUGGACAUGUCGAUGUUAAUGGACCUAAGACAUCUAAUCUAUCGUCGCAAUCAAAUGCCACACCAGAAAGGAAGUUUGCUGUUAUUCUACCCACAGAUAAUAUUUUUGCAAAAACUUCGGUUGUUAAAAAUAUUUCACCAUCAAUUCAUAUGAUUUCACCAGACAACACUCUUCCAACUUUAAAGAAUUUUUUUUCAAAUAAAGAAAUAAAUUUAUCUGAAAGUGCUUCCGCUGCAAGCGGCCUUAAUUUCUCUGGUCUUUCUACUUGGCCCGAUGUAAUUUCAUCUGAUCAGGCGUUAGUGUUAGAAAAUAGUUCAGUUUCAACUGAAGAAAGUUUCGGAAAUGAUGCUAUUUCAUUUAAAAAACCAGCACUUUUAGAAUCUACUUCAGAUGUUACAGCUGUAGAAAUAGAGCAAAAAACGUUGGCAAAAGCAUCGGCAAGCUAUGACAUAUCGUUACUUAAUGGUGCAUCAACUUUUUCUAUGGUUGCAACUCAGUCAGUUGAUAAACUUGUAGGAAGCACCGGUUUUCUUGGAAAUGAUGAAUCCACUACGAUUGUUAACGGCGUAGGACGAAAUAUCCCGAUUAAUGGUAAUUUAUUGCAACCAAUAUCAUCAGUUACUUUCCCAGGAAGUUCAAAGAUCCCAGUUGAACCAUUUCUUACCGAUGCUAAUCACAAUUCGAAAUCUAUUGAAAUUCUUUCGAACAUGGCUUGUCGCCUUCGUGGAACGAAAUCAAUUUGGGGAAUUAUCUGUGAUUUGAGCAAAACCGCAAAAAACUCUAGCUCAUAA
Dracunculus medinensis (Guinea worm) is the source of this 3171-nucleotide messenger RNA. Lineage: Eukaryota; Metazoa; Nematoda; Chromadorea; Rhabditida; Dracunculidae. The record is from the annotation of a GenBank genome assembly.